This is a messenger RNA of Hemicordylus capensis (graceful crag lizard), 1715 nucleotides long. RefSeq names its product REX4 homolog, 3'-5' exonuclease (gene REXO4). The record is from RefSeq and is a predicted model, not a curated record. Gene Ontology annotation, biological process: rRNA processing; DNA catabolic process. The coding region runs from base 200 to 1444 and encodes 414 amino acids. Lineage: Eukaryota; Metazoa; Chordata; Lepidosauria; Squamata; Cordylidae. The transcript is spliced from 9 exons. Gene Ontology annotation, molecular function: nucleic acid binding; 3'-5' exonuclease activity. Gene Ontology annotation, cellular component: nucleus.
AUCGGCGGGUUUCUGGGGCUGGACCUACUUCCGGUUUUGUGUGCUGCUGCACGCCCGUAGCGUGACGGCCUUGCUGCUUGGGGGAGAGGCGCGCUGUAGAGCUGGGCUGGGAGCCCUUCUAGGCUAGCCGCCCUUCGGGAGCCCUAGCAAACAAGCUGGAAUGAUUGUGGCCAGAAGUAAUUGAUUGCAUGGAGUUAAGAUGGCAAAAGUAAAGCCUAAUAUAUCCAAAGCCACAGUGGGCGAUUCCACAGCUAAACCAAAAGAUCUUAAAAACCAGCACAGGAAGGAGAAGAAAAAGAAGAAAUUGUUCUGGAAAAAGAAAGUCAAGCAGGCAGAGAAGAAACUGCAAAGGGAUUCCAAACCGGCAACAGCACUGCCUCCAAAAUCUCCCCAAGAAGUUUCAUCUAACUGGAAAGUUUUGCAGGAGCUUCUGAAACAAAAGGUGGCCAAUUUGCCUUCUGCUCUCACUGCACCCAAAACGUAUUCCAAGAAGAAGUGCACUGCCAAAGAUCAAGGCGCGGUCCCCAAAAGGCCCACAGUCAAUGGAACUGGAAAGGCGCUGAAACUCAGACCUGCAGAAAAGGCCAAGGAGGAUCAUCUUGCAGCAGGUUCUGCAAAACUGGGAAUGCCUGUGCCCGGAAAGAACUUGAGCCAGGUCAAGAGAAGUGGGAAGGACCAGAAGGCAGCCCAGGGAAAGGGCAGUGCUGAGCCCGAACAAAGGGGCCUUAAACGUAAAAGGAGGAAAGCGGAGGUGGAGCAGGCAGAGGCGAAGCCGGCAGACAUCUGGUUUGACGAUGUUGAUCCAGACGAUAUUGAAGCGGCCUUGGGACCAGAAGCAGCGGACGUUGCCCGGAAAAAUCAGGGACUCACGAAGAAGUUGCAGCAGGCACUUGUUAAAGAGGCAGCUUUUGAAGGCCUGACAAAAGCUGUGGCCAUGGACUGCGAGAUGGUAGGUGUGGGACCCAAGGACGAAGACAGCAUCUUGGCCCGGGUGUCUAUUGUGAACCUGUUUGGCAAGUGUGUUUACGACAAGUAUGUCAAGGCGACAGAAAAAGUGACAGACUACCGGACAGCUGUUAGCGGGAUUCGGCCGGAGGACCUAAAGACAGGGGAGGAUUUCAAAGUUGUCCAGAAGGAAGUGGCUGAUAUCCUGAAAGGAAGAAUCCUGGUGGGCCAUGCUCUCCACAAUGACUUAAAGAUUCUGUUUCUUGACCACCCUAAAAAAAAAAUCAGGGACACGCAAAGAUACAAGCCCUUCAAACAGGAAGUCAAGAGCGGGAGACCAUCCCUGAAACUACUCUGUGAGAAGCUGCUCAAUGUGAAGGUCCAGACUUCGGAACACAAUUCGAUUCAGGAUGCCCAAGCAGCCAUGAGGCUGUACACAAUAGUAAAAAAGCAGUGGGAAGCAUCACUCAGAUACAAACUGAAGGCCGGAGAAAAAUAACUGGGGACAUUUCUGGGCCUCGCGUGCUUGCUGACUGAGCGGGAGCUCCAACGCUUCAGGACAACUCUCCUCCCUGGCUGCUGAACUGGUUACCCUACCGAAAUUAAUCUAAAGUCAUUUGGUUACUAAACCUUACUUGGUGUGCCUGCCUCUCUAUGGCCAUUGGUUUCCGGGAGCUUCCUGUGCUGACAGUCAUGAAGGUGGAGGAUAAGACGGUUGGGCACGUUAUUUUGUUACUUGCGGAAUCAUUAAAAAUGGUUGGUCUGGUUAA